Molecule: messenger RNA, 387 nt
Organism: Parastagonospora nodorum SN15
Lineage: Eukaryota; Fungi; Ascomycota; Dothideomycetes; Pleosporales; Phaeosphaeriaceae
Exons: 1
Coding region: 1-387 (128 amino acids)
Source: RefSeq, a predicted model, not a curated record
AUGUCUUCAGCCACUGCACAUGAUGCCAAACAGCGGCAGAAACAGAGUGAAGAAGUUGCUCAACAUCUCCUCAAGCUUGCGCGCGAGGUUCGCGACUCCAUCUACACUUUGGCUAUGGAACAUUUGCCGACGCGCUUCUCCCUCGAAUAUGGGAUGCAGCUGAAUGCACUCACACUCUACCCUCAAACCCUCAAACCCUUCCCCUUUUGUGUUUUACAAACAGACAGAUCUAUGACGAAGGCGUACAUGCUUGGCUUCGACGUACACGCUUCGUCCUUCCCGACGAUACCGAGAGAAGCCAAGAGCCGCUCCUUCGAUUCAUCCACAGCCCGUAGCAGCGAAGGAAGCAGCAAGGGCGAUGAACUCAUAAUGUGUCGCAUCAUAUAG